AUGUCCAUCGACGCCAAACUCGCCGCGGUCGACCUCAACGACAAGCACCUCGAGGAUGGCCAGCGCACCCCUCAGGCGGAGGGCGUCACAUGCCCAGUCACCGGUCUUACCUCUAGCGGGAAGACAUGCCCCUUCGCUUCCGUCGGAUCGCCGGAAAACCUACAGGAAGUAGACGAGGAGGCGCUACGGAAGGACAUCAAUGCACGGAUGGUCUAUCUCAAGGACUUCGUGAACUUUACACGCCACGACGAGGACGCCAUCCGGCACGUAGGCCCGCUCAUCAAUGACCUUAUCCCCGAGGUCGUCGACGCGCUCUACUCGAAACUCUUCGAGUUCGACAUCACGAAGCAGGUCUUUAUGCAGCGGAAUGACGGCUUCGACGGACCGAUCCCGACGAAGCUUGAUGACCUCACGCUGGACAGCGCACAGCUUGUUUACCGUAAGGUAUUCAUGAAAAACUGGUGCCGCCGCUUGCUCUCCUCCGACUUCUCCUCGCCCAAGACCUUCACCUGGAUGGACAAGGUCGGCGUCAUGCACACUGGCGUCAAGUCCUUCAAGCACCGGACCCAUGUUUCGCCGCUUCACGUCCCCUAUCGCGAUUGCGCGCUUACGCUUGGCUGGGUCGGCACUGUCCUCCAGACAGCGACGUUGCAGCUUCCAGAAGACAAGCUGUCUAUGAAGGAGAAGAUUGACGCCGUCGGUGCGAUCAACAAGAUCCUCUGGAUACAGAACGACCUCUUUGCUCGCCACUACAUCGACGAGUAG
Messenger RNA from Schizophyllum commune H4-8, 765 nucleotides. RefSeq lists its product as uncharacterized. NCBI's taxonomy places the organism in Eukaryota, Fungi, Basidiomycota, Agaricomycetes, Agaricales, Schizophyllaceae. The coding region runs from base 1 to 765 and encodes 254 amino acids. The transcript has 4 exons. Gene Ontology annotation, molecular function: oxygen binding; heme binding. The record is from RefSeq and is a predicted model, not a curated record.